CAUCGCCGCGCGACCGCUUUCUGGGAUCCCGCAGUGGAAGUUGAUCAUAAUGGCAGGUGGAGAAAUUAAUGAAGACUAUCCAAUAGAAAUUCAUGAGUAUUUAUCAACAUUUGAGAAUUCCAUUGGUGCUGUGGAUGAUAUGCUGAAGACCAUGAUGUCUGUUUCUAGAAAUGAGUUGUUGCAGAAGUUGGACCCACUUGAACAAGCAAAAGUGGAUUUAGUUUCUGCUUACACAUUAAAUUCAAUGUUUUGGGUUUAUUUGGCUACUCAGGGAGUUAAUCCUAAGGAACAUCCAGUGAAGCAGGAAUUGGAAAGAAUCAGAGUGUACAUGAACAGAGUCAAGGAAAUAACAGAUAAGAAGAAGGCUGGCAAGCUGGAUAAAGGCGCAGCUUCAAGAUUUGUGAAAAAUGCACUCUGGGAACCCAAACCCAAGCAUGCAUCAAAAGUUGCCAAUAAAGGGAAAACUAAAAAUUAACCUUUUGUUUCUUAUGUACAUAUAUUCAAAAAGUUUUUUUGUUCUUUUUUUGUUCUUUUUUUGUUCUUUCCCACUUAUGUGGUAAAGUUUUAAAUAUGUUCUUUAUUGAAUUAUAUAUAAAAUGUGCAUUUUAAAUUUGUAAUGUUAAUUACUUCUUUUCCCCAGAAAGAUUAAGUUAUGUUUAUUGAAUUUCCUAUAGAUAAUCAUAAGGUUUCUAACAUUGUGGUAUAUUUUAUAUUUAUAGUUUGCCAUCUCACCUGACAAGACUCAUUUCCUUAUAUAGGUCAGUCUCUCAAGUUCCAUUUUAUAAGCAGCUAUGAAAGUUAAUUUUAAUGUCCUCUGUAAACAUUUGCCUAUAAAUUAAUAAUGGCUUGAUCAAGUUUACUAUAUGAAGACUGAAGUUAAAAAUACCUUAUUUUCAUUGUAAUGAAUGAAAUACUUAGAUGUUUAUAUUUUUUGGUUAUUUUUUACUGUAUUGUGUUUUUAUUUGGGGACUUCCUGCUUUUUUGAUACUUGUGUAAAAUUAAAACUCUUAAGGCAAUUCUUUUAAUUCUUGGCACUUUGUCUCUCUACUCCAUUUAAAGCAAAUAUAUCAUUAACUUUAGAUGGAAAUAAGGUUGUAUAUUCAUGGCGGAAUUUUGUCACAAUAACAGUGCCCUCUCAAUAAAGGUGGUAUAUGUUGUGUAGUUGAUCUGCCUGUGUUUUGAGUAAAUUUUCCCUUGAACUGAGGAAGACAGGUUUUAGAAAUUAUUUAAGGUAGAGAAAUCCGGGAGUGUUUGUGCUGCGUGAUUCCCAAGUUCUCAUAGACUACUUUUUCAGGUUUAUUUUUUUCUUGCAUAUGUGUUCUUGAAGUUUAUCAAGUAUAUACAAGUGUUUUGGAACAACCUUUUAUUUUAUAUAAUGUCACUUAAGCAAAGGAGAAAUCCAAAGGGGAUUAUACCGUGCUUAUAUUUUUAUUUUUCUGGAAUAUUUGUAACAGUUCUGUAUAUCAGAAAUUUUUUGUAUCUAUGACUACAAAAUUUAAUUAUAUGCCUUUAAUGCUUUUAGUCUUUGAAUUCACAUAAUUAUAUAUAAGAAUGCCAAGUACAGUAAAGUACUUUAAUUUUUGAAAAAGAAGUUGUUAAAAUUCUCUGUGUGAUUAAUUCUCCAUAAGUAACCUUGAAUAAAUGGAUUUCUUGAUUUAUGGUAACAGAUAUUGGAAAUGGUCUUAAAAUGUAAUGGAUUUUGUAAAACAUGUUGAACUCUUUCUAUGACACAUGAAGAGGAAGUCACUGAUAGAUGCAGAAAGUCUUUUGGCUCAGAUGUCAGACAAUUUUUGAAGUGGAAGAACAUUUAUAGUAUUUCCUUUUUUAACUUUCGUACUCUCAAAGUUUUAGUUUUUUAAGAAAAUAACUUCUUCAAGAGAGAAGUAAAUGUUCUUAAAUCAAGAUUAGUAUAAAAGUGUUGCAAAGAAUCUUCUAAAACAAUUCUGUAUAUUUUCAAGUUUUAUAGAAGGAAAAAAAGAUGAAAAAUGCCAUACUUCACUGGUAUAAAAUUAGACAAAUUAUUAAUUUGUGAAAGUCCAGCAUUGUAUUCUGUUAAAUUGAGAUUUUUAGGUGAAUAAUUCUUUCAGUGUUUAUUAUUAGGAAUAAAAAUACUUUGUAUGUCCCCUUAUUAUGUACAAUUUAAAAACUUAUUAUUUUGUGCAUAGUGAACUUAAUGGUGGCAGUGCUUUGGGUUACUCUUGUUUAUUAAUUUCAGAGAUAUUUAAUAUUUAUCUUGCCAAAUGCUGUGCUAGUCUCAAAAUAAGGACUCCUGUCUUUAGUUAUUUUAAAGAAAUAGAAUAAAAAUUAUCAGAAAAUUA
This is a messenger RNA of Sorex fumeus (smoky shrew), 2318 nucleotides long. RefSeq names its product C1D nuclear receptor corepressor (gene C1D). Bases 50 to 475 code for a protein of 141 amino acids. The record is from RefSeq and is a predicted model, not a curated record. Lineage: Eukaryota; Metazoa; Chordata; Mammalia; Eulipotyphla; Soricidae. Gene Ontology annotation, biological process: maturation of 5.8S rRNA; regulation of gene expression. The transcript is spliced from 5 exons. Gene Ontology annotation, cellular component: exosome (RNase complex); nucleolus. Gene Ontology annotation, molecular function: DNA binding; RNA binding.